AUAUAAUUUAUGCCCCGUAUAAAAGAGGUAAACACUGAUAGCAGGGGUUUGUUCUGAGUUAGGUUGCAUCGCACUUGCCUUAGGGACUUAUUUUCUUAAAACUGUAGGUUCCAGCAAGUGAUGGUUCGAGUGUUAGCGCUGUUGGUAGUGGUGGCUGGGUGUGCCUUGGCCAAAAGAGGUACUUACAGCGGCAACCGCAGUGGCUGCCUCAGCGUCGACACCAUCGAUCGCAGCAUCAGAGAAAACUACUGUGAUCAACCACUGUUCGUAACCUUCGUCCCGAAGACGGAAGAAAACACAUUACUUGACAACAUUUGCUACACUUAUUUCCCACUUCCUGAUGAUCCUAACACCUUCCAGAUCUACGAAUCAAGGGUGUUCUGUGACGGAUCUAGCGACGUCGUGUCUUUCAUCGGUACCCAAUUCGACUUGGGUGUUCAAAGAUACGCAAACCCUUACUGCACAUCAUCUGAAAUUUACUUCGGAUAUGCUGGCUGUGAUACUUACCUCGUCUACAGCUGUAACAACUUUGGAAACUGCAACAACUACGGAAGCUCUCCUUGCAUUUACGGAAUCUCCGCUCAAUGCCGAUCCAUUGGAUUGUCAUGUCUGAGGAAGGUUGAGGAGAUUGUGUCCGACAACUGUCUGCCGGACCUUGAGUACUACGUUCUGCCCAUGAAGCUGCCUAACAGAUGUGUGACUCAACAGAACUGCCUCAACCCCACCGCCGGCAACCAGUUCUACAAGGCCCUCGGCUUUACGGGACCUAUUGGAGUGUACAGAUGAACCUAAUCACGUUCCUAUUUGGGUUUUAAAUGAAUACUAUUUUUUGUACAAAAUAAAGAUAUAAUAUUUAACAA
Messenger RNA from Macrosteles quadrilineatus (aster leafhopper), 860 nucleotides. RefSeq lists its product as uncharacterized. Lineage: Eukaryota; Metazoa; Arthropoda; Insecta; Hemiptera; Cicadellidae. The record is from RefSeq and is a predicted model, not a curated record. The transcript has 6 exons. The coding region runs from base 121 to 786 and encodes 221 amino acids.